This is a messenger RNA of Trichechus manatus latirostris (Florida manatee), 3326 nucleotides long. RefSeq names its product POP1 homolog, ribonuclease P/MRP subunit (gene POP1). Gene Ontology annotation, cellular component: ribonuclease MRP complex; nucleolar ribonuclease P complex. Bases 85 to 3141 code for a protein of 1018 amino acids. The transcript has 16 exons. Gene Ontology annotation, biological process: tRNA 5'-leader removal. The record is from RefSeq and is a predicted model, not a curated record. NCBI's taxonomy places the organism in Eukaryota, Metazoa, Chordata, Mammalia, Sirenia, Trichechidae.
CGUCGCUUGGGAGGGCUCUGUAGCUGAUGCUUGUCGUUCUGACCCGGGGAGCCCAGGGUUCCUCUCUCAGAGCAUCUGGCAGGUAUGUCUAAUGCCAAAGAGAGAAAACAUGCUAAGAAAAUGAGAAACCAGCCCACCAAUGUGACUUUGUUCUCUGGCUUUGCGGCUAAUAGAGGUGUAAAGCAUCAUAAUGGAGGUGGAAAACCUGCCCAAACUCAAAAGGAAGAGUCUCGUUCUGGAACUUUACAACAGCUGGAAACCAAAGUGACCCGCCAUUCACUGCUUGACCCUGAUGCAAGUGAGCAGUCUUCCUCCAAAGUAAUGUUCAGAAAAAAGGGAGGAUGGAAAGCAGGCCCCGAGGGCACUUCUCAGGAGAUUCCAAAGUAUAUAACUGCUUCUACGUUUGCUCAGGCCCGAGCUGCUGAAAUCAGUGCUAUGUUAAGAGCGGUGACCCAGAAGUCUUCUAAUUCCAUGGUCUUCCAGACUCUGCCACGGCACAUGAGACGAAGAGCCAUGAGCCACAAUGUCAAACGCCUCCCUCGACGCUUACGUGAGAUCGCCCAGAAAGAGGCAGAGAAAGCAGUGCAUCAGAAAAAAAAACAUUCAAAAAAUAAAUGCCAUAAAGCUCGAAGAUGUCACAAAAACCAGGUGCUGGAAUUUAACCGUAGACAAAAGAAGAACAUGUGGUUAGAAACUCAUAUCUGGCAUGCCAAACGGUUUCACAUGGUCAAGAAGUGGGGCUACUGCCUUGGGGAGAGGCCGACAGUCAAGAGCCACCGAGCCUGCUAUCGAGCCAUGACAAACGGUUGCCUCCUUCAGGAUUUAUCCUACUACUGUUGUUUGGAGUUGAAGGGCAAAGAAGAGGAAAUACUAAAGGCGCUUUCUCAAAUGUGUAGCAUAGACACAGGAUUGACUUUUGCAGCAGUUCACUGUUUAUCUGGAAAGCGUCAAGGUAGUUUGAUGCUUUACCGGGCAAAUCGAUACCCCAGAGAAAUGCUUGGGCCUGUCACAUUCAUUUGGAAGUCUGAGAGGAACCCUGGGGACGCCUCGGAGAGCAGGCAGUUGUGGAUCUGGCUCCAUCCCACUCUUAAACAGGAUGUCUUAGAGGAAAUAAAAGCAGUGUGCCAGUGUGUAGAGCCUAACAAAUCAACAGUCUGCACUCCUGACCCUCUUCUGACACCACCCCAAGAAAAAAGCCAAAUGGAACUGCCUGAUGAGAAAAUUGGCAAGAAAAGAAAAUGGAAAGAUGAUGGAGAAAAUGCUAAACCAGUUAAAAAAAUUAUUGGGGAUGGAACUAGAGAUCCACACCAACCGUGUUCUUGGGUAUCGCCAGCCACAUGCAUUGUAAUUAGUGAUUUGACAAUGGAGAUGAACAGAUACCGGCUGAUUGGUCCACUCUCCCAUUCCAUCCUAACGGAGGCGCUGAAAGCUGCUUCUGUCCACACUGAGGGAGAGGAUACAGAGAAGACACCUCACUGUUGGUGGAUUGAAACCUGUAAGAAUCCUGAUAACAUCUCCCUUCAUCACAGACAAGAAGCCAUUUUUGAAUUGUUGGGAGGAAUAACAUCACCAGCAGAAAUUCCAGCAGGUACUAUUCUGGGACUGACAGUUGGGGAUCCUCGAAUAAAUUUGCCUCAAAAGAGGUCCAAAGCUUUGCCCGAUCCAGAAAAAUGCCAAGAUAAUGAAAAAGUUAGACAGCUGCUUCUGGAGGGUGUGCCUGUGGAGUGUACGCAUAGCUUUAUCUGGAACCAAGCUAUCUGUAAGAGUGUUACAGAGAAUAAAAUCUCGGAGCAGGAUUUAAACCGGAUGAGAAGUGAAUUGCUGGUGCCUGGGUCACAGCUUGUUUUAGGUCCCCAGGAAUCCAAGAUACCUAUACUUUUGAUUCACCAGCCAGGGAAAGUAACUGGUGAAGACCGACGGGGAUGGGGAAGUGGCUGGGAUGUCCUUCUUCCAAAGGGCUGGGGCAUGGCUUUCUGGAUUCCAUUUAUCUAUCGAGGUGCCAGAGUUGGAGGAUUAAAAGAAGGUUUAGUACAUUCUCAGUAUAAAAGAUCACCUAACAUCCCAGGUGAUUUCCCAGACUGCCCUGCUGGGAUUCAGUUUGCUAAAGAGCAAGCUAAGAAUCUUCUUGAAAAGUACAGAAGACGCCCUCCUGCAAAACGGCCCAACUAUGUUAAGCUUGGCACUUUGGCCCCUUUCUGCUGUCCCUGGGUGCAGCUGACUCAAGACUGGGAAUCAAGAGUACAGGCCCAAGAAGAGUCUUCUGUAUCUUCAUCUCCAAAUGGUGGAGAGAGUGACGCAAGGAGAGAUGAGGUGCCUUGUGCUGCCAUACCCGAAGAAACUGUUAAACUGUCUGUAAACGAACCCAGAGAGCCAGAAGAAGCCAUGGACACAAGGUGUCAAGGCCAGGCAGGGACUGAGCGGGUCGGAGACCAGGAUGCUGCUGAGAGCAGUGCUGCUGCCACUGGUGGUCUCCUCUGCGUUGUUAGGGAGAGAAAAUUACUGAAGCAGCUGUCAGCCUGGUGUGGGCCUAGCUCUGGGGGCAGCCGGGCAGCCCGACCAGCCCCCGGCAGGGACCAGCAAGACCUGACCCGAGAGGCCUGUCUGUCAAUCUUGGGCCACUUCCCCAGGGCCCUGGUGUGGGUCAGCCUGUCCCUGCUCCGCAAGGGCAGCCCAGAGCCACACACCAUGAUCUGUGUCCCGGCGAAGGAGGACCUCCUUCGUCUCUGUCAGGGUCAGCUCUACUGUGGGCCCCAGGAGUCCAAACACAGUGACCCAUUCAAGAGCAAGCUCCUGAAACAGAAAGAGAAGAAGAAGAUGGAGAAGAGGCAGAGACGAGGGAGUGCUGCUCCCGAGGGCCUAGCAGGAGAGGAUUCUACCGCAGGGCAUGAAGCUUUAACACUGGGCUUGUGGUCAGGCCCUCUCCCAGCUGUGACUUCGCACUGUUCCAGGGUUCUCCUGGGGUUUGUCACUCAGGGAGAUUUUUCCAUGGCAGUUGGCUGUGGAGAAGCACUGGGGUUUGUUAGUUUGACAGGCUUGCUGGAUAUGCUAUCCAGGCAGCCGGCAGAUGAGAGGGGCUUGGUGUUACUGAGGCCUCCUGCCUCCUUGCAGUAUCGAUUUGCAAGAAUUGCUAUUGAGGUGUGAAUGCCGUCUUGUAUCCUAGCAGGUAUGGUAUAACUUUGUUUACCAGGUUCCACAACUGGAGAGUUUUGUUUUCACUCUCUCUUCUAUUUCAGAAUAUUAUGUGAAAUUCCUUGGAAACAAGAAUAAAAAAUGAUGUAUUAUGCAAAUGGAUGAAAUGUUUAUAUCAUUCCGAUAAUCUCAUUGAU